AUGGGGCUUAUUGAGAAACAGAAUCGAGAGAUGAAGGAACGCGCACGCGAGAACUUCAAGCCAUACACUGAGAAGGAAAAGGCAGCUCUUGCGGCGAAAUAUACCCCAGAGCAAAUCGCGGCAAUCGAAGCAGGAGAAGCAGCCAUUGAUCCAGUAGAUAUGAAUGAGGGAGGUGUUAUAAGAUCAGACUGGGGGACUCUUGAUUAUCUCGAUGAUUUCAGUACGAUGAGAACCAUGGUGGACAGGAACUAUUUCAACCAGGAUGGACCGAAAGACCCAAACGCGAGGAUGAUGACCGAGCAAGAAUCCAUGGAGGCAAACCACGACUUUCUUAAAAAGAUAUACGAAGAGAACCCAUUGCCAGAGGACUACAAUCCGGAAAAUGAGGAGCACGUUGCGAAGCUUCGCCCAAAUAGGAAGGAUCUGUUACGAUCGUUCGACGAAGUGCCUUCUUCAAUGGGAACUCAUGGCCCGAUAAAGGAACCGUCCUUGAUGGCGCCUGGUAUUCCGAUAGACAUCGAGUCGGAGCUUGACCAGUCGGAAGUUGUGAAGAAGAAGGUCGAAACACAGGAAGAGGAGGAUACUAGAGAUCCAGAUGGUGUAUAUGACCGUUUCCGCAAGCAAACUGGCUUGACGCUAGACGAAAUCCUCAAGCUUAAUUGCAAGAUUCUUGUCCAGCAUAAUGUUACCAACCAAACGCGAUUAGGAAAGAUACAAAGCGUCUACGCUCUUGCGAUCUCCGGCGACGGGGAUGGAAGAUUGGGGAUUGGCGAAGCAAAAGGGCAGGAACCAUUAGAUGCUAUGAACAAUGCGAAGAUGCAGGCCAUGAAAUCCAUGCAACCUAUACCGAGAUACGAAGAGCGCACGAUAUUUGGUGAUGUAGAGGGUAAGGUGUCUGCUGUAAAGGUCCAGCUUAUGAGCAGACCGCCAGGAUUUGGGCUUCGUUGCCAGCAUCUGAUUUUCGAAAUGGCACGCGCAGCCGGACUUCAAGAUCUUGCCGCCAGAGUCCCACGAUCUCGUAACAAGAUGAACACCGUAAAAGCAGCAUACCAAGCCUUGAUGAAGCAGCGAAUUCCAGAUCAGAUAGCGCGGGGACGAGGAAAGAAGUUGGUGGAUGUAAGGAAAGUGUAUUAUGGUGGCCGAAAUUAG
Glarea lozoyensis ATCC 20868 is the source of this 1149-nucleotide messenger RNA. Its product is annotated as Ribosomal protein S5 2-like protein. Gene Ontology annotation, cellular component: ribosome. The record is from RefSeq and is a predicted model, not a curated record. The transcript has 2 exons. The coding region runs from base 1 to 1149 and encodes 382 amino acids. Lineage: Eukaryota; Fungi; Ascomycota; Leotiomycetes; Helotiales; Helotiaceae. Gene Ontology annotation, molecular function: structural constituent of ribosome; RNA binding. Gene Ontology annotation, biological process: translation.